Messenger RNA from Hevea brasiliensis (rubber tree), 1504 nucleotides. RefSeq names its product pentatricopeptide repeat-containing protein At1g62930, chloroplastic. Lineage: Eukaryota; Viridiplantae; Streptophyta; Magnoliopsida; Malpighiales; Euphorbiaceae. The record is from RefSeq and is a predicted model, not a curated record. Gene Ontology annotation, molecular function: protein binding.
GCCGACUGAAAGUUUGCAGCUUUACUGAGAUGAAAGAUGAUUGUAACGGCGAAGCUAAGAUUCAUGAAAACCAUGUGUUUAGCUUCAGCUUUCAGGAGCUUCCACUUUCCACUGCUAUGGGAUUUGGGAAUCGGAAAUGAUUGAGAGAGGUUGUGAGCCAGAUGCUGUGACUUACACUGCUAUCAUCGAUGCCCUUUGCAAGGAUAAGCUAGUUGCUGAGGCAGUAAACCUCUUCUCUCACAUGAAGAAUAAAGCCAUUUCACCUAAUGUUAUCACUUACACCUGCUUAAUUCAUGGUCUUUGCAAUUUAGGCAAAUGGAAUCAAGCUCGAGCCUUGUUGAAAGAAAUGGUGGGGCAAAACAUAUCACCAGACAUUUUUACCUUCAAUAUAUUGAUUGACUCUCUUUGUAAGGAAGGAUUGGUUUCAAAUGCUCAAAGUAUAAUCAAGAUAAUGAUUCAAGCAGAUGUGGAGCCCGAUGUUGUCACUUAUAAUUCGUUGAUGGACGGAUAUUGUCGUAGCCAAAUGGAUAAAGCUAGAAAAAUAUUUGAUUUGAUGGUACAAAAUGGAAUAGUCAAUGCUUUUAGCUAUGGCAUCUUAAUUAAUGGAUAUUGUAAGAGCAAGCGAAUAGAUGAAGCAAUGCAACUUUUUGAUGAAAUGCCUCAAAAAGGUUUUCUUCCUGACACUUUUACUUACACUACUCUCAUACAAGGCUUGUGGAACGCAGGGAAGCCCAGGGCUGCACAAGAGCUAUUCAAGAACAUGUGUUAUCAUGGUUAUCGGCCAAAUAUAAUAACUUUCUCAAUUUUGCUUGAUGGCUUGUGCAAACAAGGGGAUCUUGAUGAGGCACUUACAUUAUUUGAAGCAAUGGAAAGGAGUCAAUUGAAGCCGAAUCAUGUGAGUUAUACCAUCUUGAUUGAUGGCAUGUGCAAAGCUGGGAAGCUUCAUGAUGCCAAGGAAUUUUUUUCUAGGCUUUUUGAAAAAGGCUUGCAGCCUAAUGUUUAUACAUAUGGUAUAAUAAUUAAAGGCCUUUGCAUAGAGGGAUUGCUAGUUGAAGCAUACAAGGUGUUUAGAGGAAUGAAAGAUGGUGGAUGUUCACCGAAUGGUUGCUGUUAUAAUGUAAUUAUUCAAGGAUUUCUCAGACAUGGAGAUGUACCAAAAGCAUCACAACUUAUUGAAGAAAUGAUUGGUAAGGGAUUCACUGCAGAUGCCACGACCGCCAAAUUGGUAAUGCAUUUAUUGCCCAAUGACGAUCUCAUUCUUAGAAAACUGCAAAAUCAGACUGAAGGUUCUAAAGGUGUAAAUGUGAAGUGAGAUAUUAUCAAUCAAUGCCUGGUCAAUAGAUGUAAGACGUCUUUGUUAUGUUGUGUGUUAUUGGUAUGAAAUUCUCUUUCAAUAUGAUUACAAUUACAAUUUAUCCAGUUAGUUGCUUUAGCUUUUAUACAAGAAACUGUUUAUUAGUUGUAAACAUUAAUGAAUAUGUUCUAUUGAUACGUUGUUCUGAAA